AUGCAAGGAUUGUUUGUUAGACGUCUAGCCCUAUCAUCUCGCUUAUACUCUACUCGUCCUCCAGCUCGUACCAUGGGUGAUUGGCAACAAAACAGCGGUCAAGGAUACACUCCUCGUCCCAGACGCCCUGAAGCUGCUCCAGGAACCAAGAUCUUUGUCGGCAAUCUCUCUUGGAACUCUACUAACGAGUCGCUCUUCAAUGCUUUCGGUGCUCACGGCAGUGUCGUCGAUGCCGUCAUCUUGAACGACCGUGAAACUGGCCGAUCUCGCGGCUUCGGCUUCGUCACAAUGGCCAGCCCCGAAGAAGCUAACGCUGCCAUCUCCACCAUGGACGGAUCUUCUCUCGAUGGCCGAUCCAUCCGUGUCAACUUGGCUACUGCCCGUGCUUAA
Molecule: messenger RNA, 390 nt
Organism: Synchytrium microbalum
Lineage: Eukaryota; Fungi; Chytridiomycota; Chytridiomycetes; Synchytriales; Synchytriaceae
Exons: 4
Coding region: 1-390 (129 amino acids)
Molecular function (GO): mRNA binding
Source: RefSeq, a predicted model, not a curated record